Molecule: messenger RNA, 3189 nt
Organism: Pestalotiopsis fici W106-1
Lineage: Eukaryota; Fungi; Ascomycota; Sordariomycetes; Amphisphaeriales; Sporocadaceae
Exons: 5
Coding region: 1-3189 (1062 amino acids)
Molecular function (GO): protein binding
Source: RefSeq, a predicted model, not a curated record
AUGAGUUCUGGAAUCAAAAUAUUGCUUGACCCGAUCGAGAAGGCUGCAACCAACUCCAAUAAGGAUGAAGACGCAGUCGAUAUCGUGGCAAUCCAUGGAAUCGGAGCAGACCCAGAUAACACGUGGACUGGGAGAGGUCUGGACGAGGAAAAGAUCAACUGGCUCACUCAUUCCAGCAUGCUUCCCAAGGCGGUCCCUAACGCUCGGAUUAUGCGUUUUGGCUAUGAGUCUGGCUGGUAUGGUACAGCGAAGGACCAGCCUAAACAGACAUACAUUUCUGACGUAGCCGAAAUGCUGCUCAAGCAGUUGGAACUCCAUCGUCGCGAUACGACCCGCCCGAUCAUAUUCAUUGCGCAUAGCUAUGGCGGCCUUGUGCUUAUGCAAGCUCUUCGGAGCUCCUUCGAGAAUUCUAACAAGUGGUCAAAUUUCUUUCGACGUACGGCUGGCCUCAUAUUCUUUGGAACGCCAUUCCGAGGACGCCGCGGUCUCUCGCUGGACCAAAUAGUCAAGGCUGUUGCACAGUAUAACCCGGAUUUUGAGAUCUACCCAGAAACUAUGGCUCUCUCCGUUGAGGCGAAUCCAUACCUGCAACACAUUGUGGAUCGAUACACGGAAACCCGUCGUGGGCAACAUCCUAUACCGCUGUGGUGCUUUUACGAGACUAAGCCAAGUCCAAUAAGCAAAACGCUGCGGAAUAAUGACUUGAAGGAUGGCUACCUCGUACCAAAAGAAUCAGCAUGCUUGGACAUCUCGAAAGGAAUAGAGAGGCAUCCUCUGGAACGGCAUCACUAUAAUCUCCAGCAAUUUCCUGGCCCUUCGGACCCUGGAUAUCAAGCUGUCGAGGACGCUAUUGUGCGCCUAGUCAAGGAUGCAAAGAAGUAUCUCAGGGAGUCUUCUGUUGGCUCAAAGCAAAGCCACUUAAUGGUGCCAUUCGGCCGCAAUGAGACCUUCGUGGGCCGCAACGCCAUCCUAGAUGCUCUUGUAGAACGUCUCACACCUGAUACGCACCCGCACGACUGCCAGCGAACCGCCCUUGAGGGCCUCGGAGGCGUUGGUAAAACCCAGAUCGCGCUCGAGGCAGCUUAUCGCAUGCAUGUAGCCAACCCGGACUGCUCUGUCUUCUGGGUACCGGCUAUUGAUUCCACAUCUUUCUACAAGGCUUACCACGAUAUCGGCCAGGUCCUCGGCGCAAAGGGGCUCGACGAUAAGGACGCUGACGUACGCGCACUAGUGCACGUUGAGCUGGCACGAGAAGAUGCAGGGCCGUGGCUGUGGAUCGUUGAUAAUGCUGAUGACCCGGAACUGCUGUUUGGAAAGCAAGGGAUUCUGAAGCUCCCUUUUAACCGGAAUGGCUCGAUUCUCAUCACAACACGGAACCACGACGUGGCCAUGCAACUCGAUAUCCAGUGGCCACAUCUUUGGAUCGUGGGGGCCAUGUAUAGAGCCGAAUCAAGUGAGCUUCUUAGCCAGGGCUUGGGCAAGAACCAGGUACAGGAUACCACAAGCACAGAUGCCCUACUGGACUUUCUCACCGAUCUUCCCCUGGCAGUCAAGCAAGCGUCUGCCUAUAUGGCCAAAACUCGUGUGUCGACAACUCGAUAUCUUGCACACUGCGAGUCUAGCGACGAGACUCUAAUCAAGCUCCUUAGCAAAGACUUUGGUGAUCGUAGCCGGUACGAUGCGGCGCAGAACCCGGUUGCAACCACGUGGCUGAUCUCCUUUGAGCAUAUCAAGCGGGAUACACCAUUGGCAGCAGACUACCUCCGGUUCAUCAGCUUUCUUUCAAUGAAGAAUAUCCCAAGAUCGCUGCUUCCAGGCGAGGACGAGCUAGAAACAGACGACGCCCUUGGCACGCUCAAAUCAUACGCUUUUAUCGACGAACGCAUCGAUGCCAGCCGGUUCGACAUUCACCGCCUGGUCCAGCUAGCGAUGAGGAACCAGUUGGCGAAAGAUGGAGAGCAGGUGGCGUGGCGUACCAGGGUGAUGAAGCGGGUCGAUGAGAUCUAUCUUCAUCCUAAGCACGAGAACAAGAAGGUGUGGAUAGACUACCUCCCACAUGCGCAGGCUGUGCUUGAGAUCUGUGCAGAGGCUACAGAUGAAAGUACGGAAAGCCAUCUUCUAUCCAAAGUAGGAGAGAGCUCAUCCCUCCUUGGCGAAUAUGCAGCAGCUGAGACGAUGCAUCGCAAAGCAUACAAACUCAGCAAGAAGCUACAGGGCAUCAGUCACCCGGAUACACUGGCCACUAUCAACGAUAUAGCAGAAGCUUUGUACCAUCAGGGCCAAUACCCGGAGGCUACCAUAAUGCAUCGCAAGACGCUGGAGUUAAGGACCGAGAUACUUGGCGCUGAGCAUUUAGAUACACUUGUCAGCAUGGGCAACCUGGCACAGGUGCUAUUCAAGGAAGCUCGAUACACAGAGGCUCAAACACUAUCAGAGGAGGCCCUUAAAAUGAGGACCAAGAUCUUGGGUGCCGAUGAUCCAGAGACACUCAGGAGCAUGAACAACCUCGCGCUCAUACUGGGCAGGCAGGGCCGAUACAAAGACGCUGAAGCAAUGCUCCGUCGGGCGUUUGAGCUCAGGACCAGGGUGCUGGGUGCCGAACAUCCAGACACGCUUGUGAGCAUGAACGACCUCGCCAGUACGCUGGCCGCGCAGGGCCGCUUCCAGGAGGCGCAGGAGAUACACGAGAGGGAGUUCGAGCUGAGCACCAAGGUGCUGGGCGCCGAGCACCCCGACACUGUCAUCAGCAUGAACAACGUCGCCAUGUCACUGGCCGCACAAGGCAGGUGGCUGGAGGCCGAAGCCAUGCUCCGCCGGACGCUGGACCUGAGGGUCAAGGUUGCGCCUGAGCACCCCGACACCCUAGUGGCCAUGAGUAAUGUCGGACGCUCGCUCAACGGUCAGUGCCGGGACGCGGAGGCCGAGGCGAUACAUCGUAGGACGCACGAGCUCAGAACCAAGGUGUUAGGUGCCGACCAUCCUGACACGAUUGUCAGCCUGAGAAACAUCGCGAUGUCGCUGGCCGCGCAGGAUAAAUGGCAAGAGGCUGAAGUGAUGUAUCGCACGACGCUCGCUCUAAGGGUCAAAGUACUGGGCGCCGAUCAUCCAGAAACACGCGAUAGUGAACAGGAUCUCACGAAUAUGCUCCAGAAAAUCAGCCCGGCUAAAAUACCACCCCCUUCCUGCUAA